This is a messenger RNA of Malania oleifera, 1646 nucleotides long. RefSeq lists its product as uncharacterized. NCBI's taxonomy places the organism in Eukaryota, Viridiplantae, Streptophyta, Magnoliopsida, Santalales, Ximeniaceae. The coding region runs from base 1113 to 1574 and encodes 153 amino acids. The transcript has a single exon. The record is from RefSeq and is a predicted model, not a curated record.
CUGAUUUUAACAACUCAGAGCUUCUGUGGCAUUGUAAUGCAUGGGUAAGAUUUUGCCAUCGUUACAGAAAUCUAUGCAUGCUCGGUUACUGUGUGUAAGCCGAACCGUGAAGUCUGUCAUGGAUGAGAAAACAGUUAGCAAGUAUCUUAAAAAUCUUUAAAAAAGAAAAAGAAAAAAAAGAAAGACCAUAAAAUAAAUUUCUUGAUAGAUGGUGAAUUAAAUUAUAGACAAAGAUCCAGUCAAAAUAAUACUCAUGAAGAGUAGAAUUAUGACAUUUGAGUGGAAUUAGUUCUAACAGAGGUGAAACCGUGAAACCUGCUCUGAAAAUGCAUUAUUAAGUGGUCAUUGGUGUGGGGAAAUGGAUGACAAUGACAAAUCUUAUCAGUUGAACAUGCUACAAUAGGAAUAAGCUUAACAUUGCGAGCCCGUGACUCUCACGGCCUGUGAUGCAUGGUAUCACUCUAUACAAAAAACAGGAAUUUACACAUCACUCAGGCAUGGUGAAAUGACUUCUAAAUGUACGUCUUAUCCAUCCAAGGUCAUGACUAGCAGGUGUUCUGCAGCACUUAAUUUAGAAUUGCAUGAAGGAUGUAUAAAUUGUAAUUGUUGUUUUAUGGAUCAAAUAGCCCAACUACCCAAGAUUCAAAGGUUUUAUUAGAAGGCAUCAAGCUUAAAACAGGAUGGCUGAAAAGGAAAAGAAAGGACAUAAAUGAGUUUUCACAUGAGAGAGAGAGAGAGAGAUACUUUUCUUAGAAGACAAGGUACAUGUUACCUUUGGAAAAAGCUCCAAGUUAUCCAAGAAAUAUUUGGGUUCCCACUAAAAUGUGCAACACAAGUUAUCAAACUCUGACAGGUAAUGUUUCUUUAACUACAAAAGCUCAUUAGCCCCAAUUAGAGGCUGAGGUUGCAUUUCAAGUAAUGCAAAAAUUUGAAGUCAUGACUCAUUACCAGAGUUUUGCCUUUGCGGCUGAUGACCCUUGUAGCUUCAAACUUCCCAAUACCUUCAAAGAGGAGAAGCGACUUAUUCCAUCACAAGUUAUGACUUCUAUUAACCACCUUCUUCUCCACCAGCACCUCCACCUGCUUCCUUCCUUCUUCUAUCUUGCAGGGCCAUGGAAGAUUGGAACUUAAUCGCUGCGGACUGCGUCGUCGUAUCCUGUUGCUGCCAAUGCCUCAUCAUACAAAUUCUGAUUUUCUUGUUGCUCCGGCUUCCCCACAAAGUUAUUCGGAAAGCAAAAGGAUAUGCGAAGAAGCUUCGACAGGGAAAGAGAGAAAAGAAAACAGAAAGAGAAAAUAGUAGAUACAGAGAUGAAAUCUCAGGAGUUCAUGAGCAGUCCCUAAGAUUCCAGGUGGAGGGGCUUCUGAGGGAUGAGUGCAAUGGGUGUGGGUGUUGUAUGGAGGAAGUUGAGAGGGUGUUGGAGGAGUUGUCCCUCAAGGGAGAGUUUGGGUUUGGAAGCUUUUGGGGAAGGAAGGAAUCUGAAAGCUCACCAACAUGCAUAGCCAAAGAGAGAUUUGAUCAUGAUUUUGUGCAGUAUCAUUUGAUUGAAAUGUUUGGUCCAAUCAGCUGCCCAUAGCAUGUGUAUAUAUUUUAGUCAGGAAUUAUUUGUUCUUGGUUAAUGAAAUCAUGAAAUCAGUUGAUUUUGGUA